AUGUCCACCAACCCCCACGAAUUUGGCGACCCUAAUCGACAGGGACAGUAUCCACCGCCUCCCCAGUGGAACUCUAGUCAGCCUGAGGAUAAUCCAGCUCCAGCUCACUAUCCGCCAGCAUCUCAAUACCCUUAUCCUCCGGCCUCCUAUCCUCCCGCAGACCACCCGUAUCCGCAUCCACCACCACCCCCGUCACAGUUCCCGCCUACCUCCCACAUGGCCACCAUCCACCCUCAUGUGCAAGGUGCUCAGGACCCUUACAGACUCCCUCCUCCUCCUGGCGCCUAUCGCCCUCCGGAUGUCUACGCUCAGCCAGCUCCUCCACCGCAGCCUCAAGUCGUAUACCAAGCCGCAGCUCCUAGACAGCGGACCGCUAUUGCCUGUCGUUACUGCCGCAGACGCAAGAUUCGAUGCUCGGGAUUCGAAAGUUCUCAGGAUGGACGCUGCAGCAACUGUAUCCGUUUCAACCAAGAGUGCAUGUUCACUCCCGUUUCGUCCCAGGCACAGGCAUUUGUACCGGCACACGCGGCCUAUCCUCAUCUCAGAAACCCUCAAAACGGCCGCGCUGGUCCUCCAGUGAUGCUCUAUGGAGCCCACGGCCAGCCUUUGCCGCCUCAGCAGCAGCCUCAGCCCCCUGCUGAUACUACCCUUCCGCCGCCUCAAGGAAUGUACCAACAUCCGUACGGAACCGCACCGCCACCCCUUGCAUCCGCUGUGCCCGCAGAUCACAGACCUACCGGCCGCCGCGGCUCUGGCUCCGGCUUCGAGUAUCCUGACCCGACCAACCUUGCGCCGGUAACCCCAGCAACAUCAGCGCCUGCCUAUCAGGCGCACCCCGCUCCCAGUCCUUACUACCCCCCUCCGCCGGGGCAUGAUCGGCGUCCCUCGCCGCAAUCUGCCUACCCGUACGAUAGCCGUCACUCCUCUUCCCCACACAGCUCACCAUAUCCUCCUCUACACACCGCUCCAACUGCGAUGACUCCUCCACCGACCUCAACUCCUGGAGGUUCGGUCAGUUCGUCUCGAGGUGGUCUGAAUGUUCGUGAUAUGUUGAACCCCGGUGACAGCCAGGGUCGUUCCAGCACCGAUAGCGAUAUGCUAAAUGCGCUGAAUCGUCGGGGCCUCAACCAGUAA
Messenger RNA from Aspergillus pseudoviridinutans, 1134 nucleotides. RefSeq names its product Zn(II)2Cys6 transcription factor domain-containing protein. Gene Ontology annotation, molecular function: zinc ion binding; DNA-binding transcription factor activity, RNA polymerase II-specific. NCBI's taxonomy places the organism in Eukaryota, Fungi, Ascomycota, Eurotiomycetes, Eurotiales, Aspergillaceae. The coding region runs from base 1 to 1134 and encodes 377 amino acids. The transcript has 4 exons. Gene Ontology annotation, biological process: regulation of DNA-templated transcription. The record is from RefSeq and is a predicted model, not a curated record.